This is a messenger RNA of Mesorhabditis belari, 447 nucleotides long. NCBI's taxonomy places the organism in Eukaryota, Metazoa, Nematoda, Chromadorea, Rhabditida, Rhabditidae. The record is from the annotation of a GenBank genome assembly.
AUGCUCAUUUUCUUCAACGUCUUUCUUUUCCUCUUCACACUGCCACAUCUGAUCGUCUCAACGCGUUGUUACUUCUGUACUUCGAUGCUCAGUAGUGAUAUCGAUGAUAGCGCAAAAGAGGCGAUGAAAAAUCUCGUCUAUACGAAUUUCAACCCUCCGCCCACUCACGAGCUGUGUGCUCUUUCGGAUGAUAUCGAGUUCCGAAUCGUUCAACAAAUCGAUUGCGGUGAUGAUCGAUGUGUUCUCGUGAAAGCUUUUGAGAAAAAUCUGCACUUUGUAAUGCGCGGAUGCGAGAAGUCGCUCUCACGGGUGGCCCCGCUUGAACCCUCUUGCACCACCGGUUCCCCAUCGGUUUGCGUCUGUGAAUCGGAUCUCUGCAAUCACUCGCCGAUCUCGAAUUCUCCCGCAAAUAUCGCAUUAAUUCUUUUGUUUAUCGCAUUCAUGUGG